This is a messenger RNA of Eimeria tenella, 2160 nucleotides long. RefSeq lists its product as uncharacterized. The record is from RefSeq and is a predicted model, not a curated record. The coding region runs from base 1 to 2160 and encodes 719 amino acids. The transcript is spliced from 4 exons. Gene Ontology annotation, molecular function: RNA binding. NCBI's taxonomy places the organism in Eukaryota, Apicomplexa, Conoidasida, Eucoccidiorida, Eimeriidae.
AUGCAGGCUCAAAACACCCACAAUAACUCGGGGGGGGGGGGAGGAAACAGAGAUCUUCAGGGAGUGGCGAAUCCUUCGGGGGGCCCCCCGCACCUCAUGUUCCCCCACCCCCCCAUCAUGAUGCCCCCGGGCAUUCCGCUCCCCAUGGGGCCCCCCUUUCCUGGGGGCGUUCCCCCUGCCUUGCUGCCGGGGGCCCUCGCGCUGCACCACGCUGCAGUGGCUGGUGCUGCUGCUGGCGCUGCAGCAGCAGCAGAGGAAGCCCGCAGAGCUCAAGAGCAGUCCGUCGCAGGUUCUUCUUCCCACGAAGCCUCGGGAUCUAUGGGGGGCUCGGGUGGCUCCUUCGGGGGCCCCCAGGGCGGGGGCGCCUCCGGGGGCCCCGGGGCCCCCGGGGCUCCAGGGGGCCCCCAGGGGCCCCAGCGGGGCGGCCGCGCCCAGGGGGGCCCCCGUGGCUCCGCCAGCAAACGGCAAACGAUGGAGCGCUCAAGUGCCUCCUGGAGGCGCCAGGCCAAAGAGGAGGGGCCCCCAGGGGGUGGCCCCCAGUCCAAGUCGCGGCCGGAUUCGGACUCUUCUCUCUCGCGGGCCUCUUCGCCUUCUCAGAGCAGAGAGGCCUCCAGGGGCCCGGGGCCCCGCCGGGGCGAGGGGGCCCCCCUGGGGGUGCAGGGGCCCCCUGUGGGGGGGGGCCCCCCGGGGCCCCCCGGACGGUCCGCUGGGCCGGGCCUACGGGAGGGGGGGGCCCCCUCACUGGACUGGCCGCCCGGGCUUGGGGGUCCUCUGGGGGCGCCUCCGGGGGCCCCGCUGGGAGGGGGGGGCCCGCUGGGGGCCCCGCUGGGGGGGCCCCUGGGAGGCCCCCUGGGGGCCCCCCUGGGCCCCUCGAGGCCUGCGUCCGGGUAUGGGGCGAGGUCACCUGGAGGUGACCCCGGCCCCGGCGGGGCCCCCGGGGCGGCCCCCGUUGGGGAGGCCGGGGCGCAUGCAAAGAGAAGCCCCGGGAGACGCAGCGGGAAGUUUUUGUUUGACCUUUGGGUCCCAACAACUUUCCAUCCUCUUGGGAAAGAUGCAGUGAAGGCCGUUUUGGGGGCCCGCGGAAAUACCCACAAAGAAAUGGAAAGGGUCGCGGGGGCCCAUGUGCAGAUUUACGGCAAACAGCUCAACAGAAAUACCAAAAAACACGAAUAUGACGAAUUCAGGGACAACCAGCCGCUGCACCUGGUGGUCACGAGCGACAGGCUGCGCAACCCAAACCCUAGUCCCGAAGAGCAGCUGCAAAUAGUGCAUCGGCUGCAGCACAUGUUGGAGGGCCUUGUGCGGGACUGCUGGCCCCCGGGGGCUGGCCACCCGCCGCAUGCAUUCUUCGAGAAGCAGCAGUGUUUGGGGCCCUCCACGGGGCCCCUCGUGGAGGUGCACCCGCUGGACGGUUCCUGCAGAGUGGCGGGGGCCCCGGGGGCCCCCAGCGGUGGGGGGGGGCCCCCGCGCCUGCCCGCCAACCCCGCUGCUGCUGCGCCCGGGGGCCCCCUCGCGCUGCAGCAGCAGCGCGCCAACGACCCGGCGCCCCAGGACCCCAGGGGGGCCCCCCCGGACAGGCAAGCGGGGGGACCCCUCCCCUUCCCCCAGCCCCCGUCGGGGCCCCCGCCGCCCCCGCAGCAAGCCCCCCCGCAGCAGCAGCUGCAGCAGCAGCAGCAGCUGCAGCAGCAGCAGGAGGAGUCGUCCUCGCAGGCCCCCUGGGCCCACCCGGACCCCGCAGCUGUCCACGCCCUGACCACUGGACCACGAGGGGAGGCGCGGUACCAGGGGGACCCGAGUUUGCUGCUGGACCUGCCGCCGUCAGUGUGUCUGCUGAUGCUGACGCUGCAGGGGCUGCAUGCGCUGCUGGCUGAAGAGGGCCCCUGUUCGUUUGCUGCACUUCCGCAGCGUUUUGCAACCAAGUGGGAAGUGCCUCUGCGUUACGUGCGCGCGGAGUACGGGCUGGGGCCCUCCUGCGCCUUGUCUUGGAACGACACUCUCUUGGGUUUCCUCAGCCUUUUCCCCGAGAUCUUCACCCUCGCCAACACCCAGGGGGCCCCCUGGGGGGCCCCCGAACACCCGGGGGGCCCCACCGUCGCCUCCGUAGACGCCCCCCAGUUCAGAGCCGUCGCAGCGCGCAUGCGCCACCUCGUCGCCUCCUAG